AUGCCUAGUACAUCUCCUGUCAUUCUUAUUCUCGGUGCAGGGCCCAACAUUGGCAGGGCUCUUGCCCACGAUGUCGUCAAUGCGUUUGACAAAGUGAAAAAGGCGUUCGGCAUCCCCAGCGUCGUCGUUUACAAUUGCAGCACGAAUACAUUCACACCUGCUGACGAUCCCUUGGCCAUUCCCAUUGCUAAUUUCCGUUCUGAGAGGAACAUCAACAUCGACAGUGCUUUUGUCGCUGCGCAGCAGGCCGUACUGGGCUUUGACCAGCUCCCUUCGUCGACUGCGCGCACUUUCAUCUACACUGGAAAUGUUACCAAUGUUGCCAUUCUCCCAAAAAUGCUAUCAUCUGGCGUCUGUAAAUCGGGUGCGGCUCAUAUGAUUUGGGCAGCCUCGGCAGGGUAUAGAGAUCGUGGAUACAAGUUCUACUAUGCCGAUGAACGAAAGGAAGACGGAUCUCCUAAGUAUCGCAUUGACGGUGAUGCACAUGCGAAACUCUACUGGGAACUGGCACACGCCAACACGCAGAGAACGUGGAUGCAGACAUUUGUCCGUAAGAAUGCUUUCGGGAGAUCUCCACAUGAGUCUGGGAAACUCAACUCAAAUAGUAAGGAUGGUAGAGGUAUCCUAUGA
Fusarium graminearum PH-1 is the source of this 630-nucleotide messenger RNA. RefSeq lists its product as uncharacterized. The record is from RefSeq and is a predicted model, not a curated record. The transcript has 3 exons. Bases 1 to 630 code for a protein of 209 amino acids. Lineage: Eukaryota; Fungi; Ascomycota; Sordariomycetes; Hypocreales; Nectriaceae.